Molecule: messenger RNA, 1878 nt
Organism: Aspergillus lentulus
Lineage: Eukaryota; Fungi; Ascomycota; Eurotiomycetes; Eurotiales; Aspergillaceae
Product: Zn(II)2Cys6 transcription factor
Biological process (GO): regulation of DNA-templated transcription
Molecular function (GO): zinc ion binding; DNA-binding transcription factor activity, RNA polymerase II-specific
Source: RefSeq, a predicted model, not a curated record
AUGGAAUCCACCUCCCCUGAGGUUCCAUUCAACCUCCCCGGUCCAUCUACAGCCGGCGACGUACGACGGACCCCACGCGGAGCCGCGGCAUAUCCCCGCAAAAGGGCCAUCACCGCAUGCCAGGUCUGCCGUGCGCGGCGCACCAAAUGCGACAAUCGGAAGCCUUCAUGCUCCUUUUGCCUCAAGGUUGGCGCUCGAUGCGUCCAAUCCGCCGUCGAUUUAUCCAAAUUCGAUCCAGCGAGCAUCAAGAUCUUGGAGGAACUAAGCGAGCUUAAAGAUGCGAUGGGGAAGUGUCAGUCUGCUAUUGAAAACCUAGGAAACUUGGAGGUGCAUGUGGGGGGGUCUACAUCGGUUGCUGUAAACUGCUCUCCAGGCGAGACAGUUUCUGACGUAGACCGGACUCGACUGUUGCCUCCAUCUAUUGAGGCUAUUUGCCAGUGGCCGAUUCUUGAUCUAACCCCAGUUCCCCCGCGCGGAGAGGGUCUAACUCUAGCCUCUACCUCAACCGACACAGACAGCGGGACGGGCUUAUCACCGGAUAACCUGGAAAUGCGACUCACCCGACCGCUACUCGAUCGGUUUUUCCAAUACGUGCACGUCAAAAAUCCUGUGCUCGACGAAACAUAUACGCGCCGAUUAGUUGCCUAUUUCUGCGUUGAGGGGCUAGACUGGUCCCCAGAAUCAUGUCUUGCCCUUCUUGUUCUUGCCCUUGGGGCAACCGCUACCCCAUUUGGGGACCCCGACCAACCCGAAAAGGAGUCGGCAUCUAUCAUCAGUGCCCGCUCCUUAUACAGAGCCGCACAGAAGCGACUAGCCCUGACGGUGGACGGCCCAGAUAGGGUACUGGAAGCACAAUGCUAUUUCCUGUCCGGUGUAUACGCAGCUACCCUCUUCCACUUAGACACCGCCUGGAAACACUUCCUCCAUGCCCUAGCAUGCUGUCAAACGUUCCAAUUCCAGUCCUCUGCCUCCUCACGCGACACGCAGGUCUUCGAUCCGGUCCACAGCGAACGCACCCGCGGUGGGCGAACUCUAAGCCGAGAACAAACAAUCUACUGGUCCUCCUGGAAAUCCGAACGUGAACUCCGCAGCCAAUUGACCGUCCCUGAUUUUGCCCUCUCGCAAACAGAAAUGGUCACAUACCCACAUUUCUUCCCUACACCCCCGGUAAACGAGGAUGCCGAAUUCCCGGGCCCGAGCGAAAGCCUCCACGUCCGCGAGGAACAAUCAUGGUACUUCUACCUCUCUGAAAUCUCUCUCCGCCGCUUAUCAUCCUGCAUCGCGAAGGGAAUCGUGCAGUUCUACCCCACACUACCCGGGGAGCAUUUUCUCGACGGAUUAGCUACAGCAACCCGUAUCCACGAAUCUCAAGCAGAGGAGUGGGCUAUCCGGCUUCCACGGGUUUUAUCCCUUGACCAACCGCCAGAAACGGAUGAUAUCUGUCGAUUUGUCCUUCGCGGCCACCUGCUCAAUCUAUACGAAAGUAUCUACUGGCCCUUCAUUGACGCGCUGAUUAGCGGGUUUCCGAUGGAUGGGGAGAGAGUAUUACUGCGGAGCCUUGUGCUGAAGGGAUUACAGAAGCAUGCUGAGAGGCUGUGGGUUAACCACGCCGGGUAUAAGCAUCGGCACCACGGGACACUAUUUCUGCUUCGGAAUUGUAGUCGGAGUGCACUGGUGCUCGUGGCUGCCGCGUUGGCGAUUCAGAGGCAGUUGGACAAAGAGGGGCGGUGCGAGGUCAUGAUGCCUUUGGGGUGGAGGGAAGCCGUGCUUUUAGCGGUGGAGAUGAAUCGGUAUUGGGCGGGCGAAUCGGCCGAUGCGGCGUACCUGGAGAGGGUUGUUGAGGCUGCUUGGGGGAGGGUUGAAGGGGUCCAUAUUUAG